Lachancea lanzarotensis is the source of this 1476-nucleotide messenger RNA. RefSeq names its product LALA0S13e02190g1_1. The transcript has a single exon. Gene Ontology annotation, cellular component: membrane. The record is from RefSeq and is a predicted model, not a curated record. The coding region runs from base 1 to 1476 and encodes 491 amino acids. NCBI's taxonomy places the organism in Eukaryota, Fungi, Ascomycota, Saccharomycetes, Saccharomycetales, Saccharomycetaceae.
AUGAGUGGUCCUGAUACAGCAACUGGCGAAACUGGAGUCUCCUCGAAGGAAAAUCGUCAACAACCAACCGAUGGAAAUGUUACUUCAGAAAGCGAUAUUCCAGAGUUGGAAAACGCAUAUGGGGUAGAAGACUUCAAUGGACCAGACGAUGAAGAAACUAGUGCAAAGAAUACGCAACUCGAGGAGCCACGUCUGGAACGUAUCAUGACGAGUUUUUUUUCAGAACGUGUGAAAGACACCCGCAAACGACUAAUUAUCCAAUUCUUUGAAAAUCAUAUAGCACUGGCGUUGCUAAUAAUGUCAGUGUUUUCCAUAUACUGGGGAGCCACAUACGAUAGACCAAAAUACUACCACAAAGUCAAAAUCUUGGCCGUUUUACAAGAUGACGGCGCACUUUCGCAGCCUUUGCCCGAUUUGAUAGACACAGCAUCUGGCCACUGGGACAUUUAUAACUCAUCCAGCUUCCAGGAAAAAUUUCAUGUUCCAGAGUCACAGAUCGACGCACACAUCACCAAACUUGUCCAUGAGCAAAAGUUUUGGAUGUCGCUAAAUGUCAAGCCCAAUGCUUCAGACGUGUUGCUAGAUUCCUUACAAAACUCUUCAGCGCAACCUUUAAACUCUUCCUCAUUUUUCGAAAUUCUUUAUGAAAGUGGUCGCGAUCCCACAAACAUGAAGUCCAGCAUUCUACCUUUGAUGUUAGGUUUGGAAGCAAAAUAUCAGGCUGUUUACAGCUCUAGUAUAUUGCCCAAAAUUAUUGCCAAUGUCUCUGAUUCCGUUGGCAGAGUCCCAAGCGUCAAUGUGGCACAAGCUGGAUCAAUGCUUUUUAGCCAAGUAGAACACAGACCCUUCGACAACUAUGUGUUGUUGGGCCCACUACAAGUCGGUCUGAUUUACUGCAUUUUGCUCACAUUCUUCCAAAUUUUGCUGUUUGCUCCGAUGCACGCGGAAUUUGGUCAAAAGCUGAAGGUCGGCCACAUGCUUCUCUACCGCUUUCUGGUUUCUAACGUCAGCUACUUUUUCCUGUCAUUGUUCUUCUGUUUAGUCUCUCUGGCUUUCCAAGUCGAUUUUGGUAGGGCCUUCGGCCGUUCUGGCUUUUUGGUAGCCUGGAUGUCCUCUUGGUUAUUGAUGUCUGCAGUUGGAGGCGCUAAUGAAAACAUGCUGACACUUAUGGUUGCCCUAACACCUCGUUUCGGGGGUUUCUGGAUGAUUUUUUGGGUCGUUAUUAACAUUUCUCCGUCAUUCUAUCCUAUGGAUCUCACCAACAAUUUCUAUCGUUACGGUUACUUCGUGCCCAUUUUCAACGGUGUGGGUAUUUUCAGAGUCAUCUUUCUAAAUCUGUACCCUGGAAACUUGGGUAGAUAUUUCGGGAUACUGUGCGCGUGGGUUGUGGUUAACUUCUUGUUCUUCCCAGUGUGCGCGAAAACACUUGUAACCCAAAACAAAAAGAAGGCGCUGAAGGCCAAUAAUAAAGCGUGA